AUGCCGGAGCCCCUCCCCUUGAUGUCAGAGCCCCUCCCCCUGAUGCCGGACCCCCUCCCCCUGACGCAGAAGCCCGGGGGUCAGCGCCGGGUCAGGAACCAGAACCUUGUGGCGGUUCUGGGAGAGGAGGACGAGUCCGUGAGGCUGCUGGAGGACCUGCUGUUCGGGGGGGAGGAGCAGCUGCUGGACCAUCUCCUGCAGGUGGACAAGCAGCAGACGAGCGUCUCAUUGGACGACGGAGACGAUGAGUCCGCAGACUCGGAGGAGGAAGGGCGAGCGAACAAAAGAGAGGCGGUUUGGAUCGAUGAAGACGAUGAGCUCUUCUUCAGGGUGGACAUGAAGCAUCGAUUCCGCAGAGAUCUGAUCAGAGGAGAAGCUGAGGAGACGCUGAGCAGCAGCAAGCUCCAGCUGAGGAUGAGAGAACAGUUCCAGAAGUCGAUGGGAGGAGCUCCUUCGUGGGCGGAAAACUCUGUGAAGAAGAAGAAGAAGAAGAAGAACGCUGAUGAUGAUGAUGAUGAUGAUGAGGAGGAUGAUGAUGAGGACGAUGAGCUGAUGAGGAGGACGGGGGACUUCCUGGGGUCUUCAGAGCGUCUGCCCGGCAGCAUCCUGAGGAUGAAGAAGUGUCUCCAUGCCAACGCGGCUCGGCCCUCUCCAGACGCUCUGACCUCCGUGCAGUUCCACCCCAACGCUCAGGUCGUCAUGACCGCCGGCCUCGACCAAUCACUGAGCCUGUUCCAGGUGGACGGGAAGUCCAACCCUCAGAUCCAGAGCAUCCGUCUGGAGAAGUUUCCGGUCCACCGGGCGGCGUUCAGUCGGGACGGAGAGAUGGUGAUCGCCACCAGUCUGAGGAACAAGAUGUUCUACCUGUACGACAUGAUGGAGGGGAAAGUGACACCUGUCACCUCCGUCAGAGGUCUGAACGAGGCGAGGGUGAAGGAGUUCUCCGUGUGUCCUGAAGGAGGCGCUCUGCUGCUGAGCGGGACCAGAGGCUACCUGCACCUGCUCACUCUGAAGACCAGGGAGGUGGUGAGCAGCAUGAAGAUCAACGGGGAGGUCGUCGGGGUCGCCUUCUCUCCCGACGGCAGCAAGGUGUUCGCCAACUCAGAGGAGGGUGAGGUGUAUGUGUGGGACCUGCGCAGCUCUCGGUGUGUGAGCAGGUUUUCUGAUGAAGGGUGUGUUACGGGGACCUCCAUCGCCGCCUCCAGAGACGGACGCUACCUGGCCUGCGGGUCUCAGUCGGGCGUGGUAAACGUUUACUCUCAGGAGGCGUGUCUCCGCUCGGAUAAGCCCCGCCCCCUGAAGGCUGUGAUGAACCUGCUGACCCCGGUCACCGCGCUGACCUUUAACCCCUCCUCAGAGAUCCUGGCUAUGGCCUCCCGCAGCGAGGACGAGGCGGUGCGCAUGCUUCACCUCCCCUCCCUCAGUGUUUUCUCGAACUUCCCCGUCUCAAAGAGGAAGAUCGUGUAUCGAGCCUCGAGCCUCGACUUCUCCCCUCACAGCGGCUUCUUCUCAUUGGCCAACAACAAGGGACACGCCCCUCUCUUCAGGCUGCUGCAUUACAAAGACUUCUGAGGCCCGCUGAUCAUCUGGAGGAGGGAGAGCAGAUCUGAUGAACAUCCUGUUUAUUUUGUAUUUCUGUAUGAAUCCAUCUUAUAAAGACAUUCAAACUAUGAA
This is a messenger RNA of Trematomus bernacchii (emerald rockcod), 1674 nucleotides long. RefSeq names its product U3 small nucleolar RNA-associated protein 18 homolog. The coding region runs from base 1 to 1572 and encodes 523 amino acids. NCBI's taxonomy places the organism in Eukaryota, Metazoa, Chordata, Actinopteri, Perciformes, Nototheniidae. Gene Ontology annotation, molecular function: protein binding. The record is from RefSeq and is a predicted model, not a curated record. Gene Ontology annotation, cellular component: Pwp2p-containing subcomplex of 90S preribosome; small-subunit processome. Gene Ontology annotation, biological process: rRNA processing. The transcript is spliced from 14 exons.